UCCAAGAUGGCCGAGUCCGUAGGUUCCAUGCAUUUCUCAGCUAAUGGCAAAACAAAUCCCCCAAACCCCUUGGUACCCAAAAUACCGCCAGAGAGUCGACUACAGUCUUCCAAUGAUGUCUACCCUCCACCGCCAAAGAAAGUCCGAAUCGAGGAGAAGAGUUUGAAACACAAUAAAUUGAACGGGGACUUAGUGUGUGCAGGGGAAAAACACAACGGGAAGCAGAGUUAUGGAAGCCCAGCGAAAUGGAGUUUCGGCCCGGCCAAGCCGAGCAACUCCACCGCGCCAGCUCUCACACGAAAGAUCUUCAAGAUCAGCAACUUUCUCGCCUCUCCUGCGAAAGUGAAGAAGCCGAAUGAGAAACGGCACAAGGAAAAGGAGAAGAGUGCUAAAACGCAGAGUUCACUCAUGGAGAAAGUGAACCCUGGGAGUUGCCAUACAAAGACGGAGAACGGUGAAACAGCGUGUGACCACACUGGCAAAGAUGAGCAAGAGAAGAAAAAGGAGAGUGAUAAAGAGAGGGACAGGGAGAAGAACCACCAAGUUAUGGUUGUGAAUAAAAGGGAGAACGGAGAGGUGAAAUCUCCACUGAAAGAAUCAACAGAGAAGCCAAAAGUCAACACGGAGGACGAGCUCCUCUUGAAAAAGCUAAAGAAGAAGAAGAAAAAGAAGCACAAAGACUGCGAGAGGGAAAGACGCAGCCGUCCCAAGAUGUACCACCGCUCCAGUCAGACGGUGUGUUCUGGUGUGUCUGUGGACCUGCGGACCUGCUCAACACACAAGACAGGAUGCCCAGUCCCAGGGCAUGUCAGGGCUGGAGUUUGGCCGUCUGAUCCACGUGGAGCAGCAGGCCAACGGAGGAGCCUCGGUGGCCCACGCCUACUGCCAGCAGCUGGCUUGUCUCUCCCCGGCCGAGAUGCAGCGCUCGCCCAGGAAUUUGUCACCCUGUCAUUCAGCGAGGACCAAGCUGAAGCGGCCCACUACGUCAUGGGCAUCAUCCAUGGAGCGGCCUCCUACCUACCAGACUUUCUGGACUACUUCUCCUACAAGUUCCCCAAUGCGCCGGUCAAGAUGGAGGUGCUGGGGAAGAAGGAUAUAGAGACCACCACCAUGGCCAACUUCCACACUCAGGCUCUGCUAGUGUGA
Molecule: messenger RNA, 1146 nt
Organism: Salmo salar (Atlantic salmon)
Lineage: Eukaryota; Metazoa; Chordata; Actinopteri; Salmoniformes; Salmonidae
Source: RefSeq, a predicted model, not a curated record